AGGCGCAGACGGUGUGGUCGUUGUGGCGGUGGCUGCACGAGGGGAGUGUGGUGGGGUUGGCGGUGUUUCCGUUGUCCCUGAGGGAAACUGUGUGUCCCACGAAGCAGGUAUUUGAGACUGUUCUCAAGGUCUUCUGGGUUGGAGGGGUCGUCUGUUUGGGCCUGUGAGGGGUUGAGGUGUGAGGGCUGGGGAUUGAGGCCUGUAGGGAUGGGAGUCGGCUGUGUCUGACAGGAUUUAGGGCGGAAGGGGCUGUGGGGCCGAGUCUGUGUGAUAGGUGAGGGCCGAGGGGGAGAUGUGGAGCCUCAUCUGUGGGGCAGAGCUCUGUGUGUGAGUGUGGUGUGGUCGGGGGAGCUGUGGGACUGUGUGUGUAAGUAUGGGGAGCUGCUGACCUCAGAGGUGCUGCAGGAGGGUGCAAUGCAGGGAAAGGUGGUGCAGGAAUGGGAAGGAAAGUAGAGGUGUCUGCUUAGGGCUGUACUUAUCAGCAUGAGAAGUCUCAAAGCUCAAAUUAUAGGAAAUGUACCAUACAGCUUAUUCUCAUAUAAUUCUGCCACUAAGCAUGGUCCUGUGUCACCUUUGAGUCAUAGCAGUAAACAGCAAGUAAUGUGAUUUCUGGGGAAGCAAUGUUCAGUUCAUAGAAUCAUUUGUGUUGGAAGGGAUCUUUAAAGGCCAUCUAGUCCAACUUCCCUGCAAUAAACAGCGAUACCUACAGCAAGGUCCCACAGUGACUAUGGACAACUUGUAUCAGUGCAUUUACCAUAGAACGGCUUGGGUUGGAAAGGAUCUUAAAGCUUGUCCAGUUCCCACUCCCUGCCAUGGGCUGGUUGCCACCCACUCAAUCAGGCACCAGAUCAGGGCCCAACCAACCUGGCCUUGAGCAGUGUUGAGGCGCCCAGUCCUUUGGAUCAUGACACCAGAGCAGAGUCCAGCCACUUCCCUCAUCGACAGGACCAUCAAGAUGAGAAAAGAAACAGAAGCCCGGAAGGUGGUCUUGGCCUGGGGCCUCCUUAACGUGUCAUUUGCAGGCAUGAUAUAUACUGAAAUGACUGGAAAACUCAUAAGCACAUAUUACAAUAUAACAUACUGGCCACUCUGGUAUAUCGAACUUGCAUUCGCAUCUCUGUUCAGCCUGAAUGCUUUGUUUGAUUUCUGGAGGUACUUCAAAUACACGGUGGCACCAACGAGUUUGGUUAUGAGUCCUGGACAGCAGACCCUGCUGGGGCUGCAGAACACAGCGGUACAGACAACUCCACCACGUGAGCUGACAGCAAAGAAAGUCCCUUCUUCAACACCUUCUCCUCCAAUCCAGGGUCAAAGUGUGCUGAGUUACAGCCCAUCCCGCUCUCCUAGUGCCAGUCCAAAGUUUGCCACCAGUUGUAUCCCAGGGUACAGCCCUCAGCUGCAGGCUCUGUCAAACAACAGUGCUUCUUACAGCAGUACGAUCGCCUAUUCACCGGGCAGCACCUACAAUAAGAUUUCCAACUUCAGCCCCUCUCCUGGUGGAUCGCCGUACCCCACAAGCAUUGGACCAAUGGAAAGUGGUGGGCUGAGGUCUCGUUACCGCUCUUCACCCAUUCUCUAUAAUUCUCCUACUGGCAAAGAAGACUACAUGACAGACCUCAAGUCAUUGGAUACCUUCCUUCGAAGUGAAGAAGAGAAGCAGCAUCGAGUUCAGUUGGGAAGUUCAGAUUCCAGCUCUCCUUCCAGCAGCCCAACCUUUUGGAACUACAGCCGUUCCAUGGGAGACUAUGCACAGAUUCUGAGGAAGUUCCAGUAUCAGCUGGCUUGCAGGUCUCAGGCUCCAUCAGCACACAAAGAUGAAGCUGAUCUGAGCUCAAAGCAGGCUGCAGAAGAGGUGUGGGCACGAGUGACGAUGAAUCGACAGCUACUUGAUCACAUGGACUCCUGGACUGCAAAGUUCAGAAAUUGGAUUAAUGAAACUAUUCUGGUGCCACUUGUCCAAGAGAUUGAGUCUGUGAGCACUCAGCUGAGAAGAAUGGGGUGUCCAGAACUGCAGAUUGGAGAAGCCAGCAUCAGCAGCCUGAAGCAGGCAGCGCUCGUGAAAGCUCCACUCAUUCCAACCCUGAAUGCUAUAGUGCAAUAUUUGGAUCUUACACCAAACCAGGAAUAUUUGGUCGAAAGGAUCAAAGAGCUUUCUCAGGGAGGAUGCAUGAGUUCCUUCCGAUGGAACCGAGGAGGAGAUUUCAAAGGCCGUAAGUGGGACACCGACCUGCCCACGGACUCUUCUAUCAUCAUGCACGUGUUCUGCACGUACCUGGACUCCAGACUCCCACCUCACCCCAAGUAUCCUGAUGGCAAAACCUUCACUUCCCAGCACUUCAUUCAAACACCUGACAAACCAGACACUUCGAAUGAAAAUGUGUUUUGCAUCUACCAAAGCAGCAUCAACCCACCCCACUACGAGCUGAUCUACCAGCGCCACGUCUACAAUCUGCCCAAGGGCAGAAACAACAUGUUCCACACCUUGCUCAUGUUUCUGUAUAUCAUAAAGACAAAGGAAUCUGGGAUGCUGGGACGUGUAAACCUUGGCUUGUCAGGAGUCAACGUCCUGUGGAUUUUUGGAGAAUAACACCUCAUGGGAUUGCAGUUCAAACAGAUGAUGAGCUGGCUUCUGGCAAGGCAAAGUGAGCAGUGUCAUUGCCUUCUUGACUUGAACACAGACUCUGUGAAACACAACACCUUAAGCUCUGCUCUGUGAGCAGAGAAGUGUUUAUAAUUCCUGUACAGGUUCCACCAUCACGUUCUUUAAAACAUUUUGUUCUUGAAACACUCCAGGAUAUGAAUUCUGGGCAGAUUUUCUCUUUCCAUCCCUUCACCUCAGCAAACCCUGCUUAAAAAAGCCCUUUCCUGUUGGUGUUUUGUGUACCCGUUCAGUGCCAUCACUACUCCGAAGAUGAACUGUGCCAGAUGGAAAGAGAAAACUGGCUUUCUGAUUUCGGUAUUUAAGAUCUUUUUAGGUUUUUUUCCUUUUAAAAUAAGCAAGUUUGGGUGUCUUACAAGCUGUGAAACACCGUGGGCGCCUUCAGUACAACCACAGCAUCCCCCUUUGCCUUUGCUUUUUAUUAUUUUUUAUUAUAUUUUUUUUAAUCUCAUCUUACUUCUCCCAUUAGCUUUUCUCCUGGUACCCCCUCCCUCUGGAGGUCGUGCAGCCUGGCUUCAGCAUCUCUGGAUGAGACCAAACUCUGCAAACCUGGUCCUCGUUUUUGAGACACGUUUGUUUCAGAGAUGCAUUCGGUUCUUCAAAACAUUGCAUUACUUACAUUUGGUAUCUUCCAUAAAGGAAAAAAAAAAAACCACAACCAAAGCACCCUUUAACAUGGGUAGGAGGAGAGAUUUCAGAAAUGCAUGUUGCUUAAUUUUGUUAAGCGGGGAUAGAAAUUCACCACCCUGAGUUGCUGAAGCUUUUUGUGAGCUUAAGGCAGGGAUGGCACUUUGUUCCUUCUCGGCUUCCAUGGGGUCCUUUGCUACUGUCAACUGCCAAAAGCCAUUUGCACAUCUAAAGUGGGAGAACUACACAGGGCUGUGACUGGGACUGAGCAUUCCCUGCGUUUUGUUACACAUUUUUGUACUGUAUACAUCUAUUUUUUCACUCAGUUUUGUCCUACCAGCCCCAGGUGUGCACCAACACAAACUGAGGCUUUGUGAUUUGCUCAGGACAGGUGCUGUCACCUCUCUGUAAAGGGAAGAACCGAUUGUUUUGUGACUCUGUUUUGGGGGAGACAGAGAUCAUUGUUUUUUUUGUUUUUUUUUCUGAUGGCUUACAACAAAAUGGCUCAUUUGGUUGCUGCAUUAAAUGGGUUCAUCUUAGUCAA
This is a messenger RNA of Gallus gallus (chicken), 3830 nucleotides long. RefSeq names its product transmembrane protein 209 (gene TMEM209). Gene Ontology annotation, cellular component: membrane. NCBI's taxonomy places the organism in Eukaryota, Metazoa, Chordata, Aves, Galliformes, Phasianidae. The coding region runs from base 905 to 2587 and encodes 560 amino acids. The record is from RefSeq and is a predicted model, not a curated record. The transcript has 15 exons.